Messenger RNA from Sorghum bicolor (sorghum), 1789 nucleotides. RefSeq names its product TOM1-like protein 2. Gene Ontology annotation, molecular function: ubiquitin binding; phosphatidylinositol binding. Gene Ontology annotation, biological process: protein transport to vacuole involved in ubiquitin-dependent protein catabolic process via the multivesicular body sorting pathway. The record is from RefSeq and is a predicted model, not a curated record. NCBI's taxonomy places the organism in Eukaryota, Viridiplantae, Streptophyta, Magnoliopsida, Poales, Poaceae. The coding region runs from base 258 to 1475 and encodes 405 amino acids. The transcript has 10 exons.
CCCUAGCUUCCAGACUCCUCCCUCCCUCCUCGGCCGCGUUCUCCCCCCCGACUGAGAUCACUGCGCGUGCCGUCGGCGCCAUGGCCGCGCCACCGCCGCCGUCGCCAGCCAAAACCCACUAGCAGCGCGUCGCGGGUGCACCUGCUGCCGAUCUAGGAAGCAGGGAUUUCUUCGCGCCCUGCGCUGUAGAAACGGGCCUGGAUUUGCUCGAGAGCGAGAGGAGGGGGUAAUAGAGUGAAAGGAGGCGCGGGGAGAAGAUGGCUGCGGAAAUGGUGAAGGCAGCGACGAGCGACAAGCUCAAGGAGAUGGAUUGGGCAAAGAACAUCGAAAUCUGCGAGCUCGUGGCGCAGGAUCCUGGGAAAGCGAAGGAUGUGAUCAAGUCCAUAAAAAAGUCUAUAGGGAGCAGGAGCAAGAGCACUCAACUCUUUGCUGUUAUGCUAUUGGAGAUGCUUUUGAAUAAUUGCGGAGAGCCUAUCCAUAGGCAGGUCAUCGAUAAUGGCCUUCUUCCAAUACUUGUGAAGAUAGUGAAGAAAAAGACGGAUUUACCAGUUCGAGAAAAAAUAUUUCUUCUGUUAGAUGCUACACAAACAUCCCUUGGUGGAGCUAAAGCAAAGUUUCCUCAGUACUAUGAGGCAUACUAUGAGUUGGUGUCUGCUGGUGUGCAAUUUUCAAAUCGCCCAAAUGUUGUUGUCACAAGAGCAGAAGUGCCAGUCCCAGAACCAAGAACAGAACCAAAUAAUGAAAGUUUAGCAACCCGAUUGAAUGAAGCCCAACAGGAAGUGCACACUCAGCCUGCUCCUGAUGCAAGUAUAGUCCAGAAAGCCUCUAGUGUCAUGGAAGUAUUGAGGGAUGUGCUUAAUUCUAUGGAUCCUAGGCACCCUGAGGGAGCAACGGAUGAAUUUGUGUUGGACCUUGUCGAGCAAUGUACGUUUCAGAAGCAAAGAAUAAUGCACCUUGUUAUGACAUCAAGAGAUGAAAUGGUGGUAUCACAAGCUAUAGAGCUAAAUGAAGAGCUACAUAAGGUCCUUGUCCGGCAUGAUGCGUUGCUUUCUGUUCAUCCGACAACAACAGUACCUUCUAAUAUAAAGGAGGAAGAGGAGGAAGAGGAUGCUGAAAGUCUCUAUCGGAGACUGCGGAAGGGGAAAGCUCUGUCGCAGGACUACACAGAUGACUCGGUGCCGUCAUUCCGAUCCAUGCCCGAGGACAAGCUGCGGCGGCCGCUGACCAUCCAAUCGCCUCACCCCGACAAGCGACUGGGUGCGCUGAACAUCCGCUCACCAGACCGUGAAGAGCCAAGGCCUGAUCCUGCUCCGCUGAUCCCGCCACCGCCCUCAAAGCACGCCGAGAGGGAGAGGUUCUUCCGGGAGAAGAGCAUCGAUGGCGUGGCCAGCCUGCCAGGCCACCUGAGGGGCCUGUCACAGCACAGCCGGGACGGUAGCAGCUCGUGUAGCGGCAGCACUGAUUACGGUGACUGAGGGGGGAGCGGCAGCAGCAGCAGUACAUAUAGGGUUUCCCUUCUUGGGGUUGUUGGUCUCCCACUUGGCUAGGCAGGCGAUACAUUGGUGUUGCGCCGGAGUUUGGCUCGGCCCUCGGCAUCUCUUUCUCCUUCAUGCUGACCUGUGUACACUUGGCUUGGUAGCAUUUUGUUCUUCUUCCUUUCCAUCUUUCCCUUUGGCUGAUGACAUUAUUGGGAGACCGUUGUGUUGGUGUGGCGUUGUGGGUGUUCUUUUCUUUCAGAUCUAUAGAUGAUUGUGAUCUACUGCAUGGGGUAUGGCUUGGGUCUGAAGCA